AUGGCAGAGAUAAAGUCACGUCGUGUGGCACAAACCGAAGAUUUAUCCAACGUCGAAUUUGAAACUAGCGAGGAUGUUGAAGUUAUUCCUACUUUUGAUAGCAUGGGUCUCCGCGAUGAGUUAUUACGCGGGAUAUAUGCGUAUGGCUUUGAAAAACCAUCCGCUAUUCAACAACGGUCUAUUAAACCCAUUAUGAAGGGCAGAGAUGUAAUAGCUCAGGCGCAGUCAGGUACAGGAAAGACUGCUACUUUCUCGAUUGCAAUAUUGCAAUCAUUGGACACGCAAGUGAGAGAAACUCAAGUCCUUGUACUGUCUCCAACUCGAGAACUUGCAACACAAAUUCAGAAAGUUAUUUUAGCUUUGGGAGAUUUCAUGAAUGUACAGUGUCAUGCUUGUAUUGGCGGUACAAAUCUCGGAGAAGAUAUCAGAAAACUCGAUUAUGGACAACAUGUUGUAUCAGGCACACCCGGUCGUGUAUUUGAUAUGAUCAAAAGACGUGUACUUAGAACACGAGCAAUAAAAAUGUUGGUAUUGGAUGAAUCUGACGAAAUGUUGAACAAAGGUUUCAAAGAACAGAUUUAUGAUGUAUACCGAUAUCUUCCACCAGCAACACAAGUUGUCCUAGUAUCAGCUACGUUACCACAUGAGAUUCUAGAGAUGACCAGUAAAUUUAUGACAGAUCCUAUUCGUAUACUCGUUAAGCGCGAUGAAUUGACAUUAGAAGGGAUCAAGCAAUUCUUUGUUGCUGUAGAACGAGAAGAGUGGAAAUUCGACACACUGUGCGACUUGUAUGAUACAUUAACAAUAACGCAAGCAGUGAUAUUCUGUAACACAAAACGUAAAGUGGACUGGCUUACAGAAAAAAUGCGAGAAGCAAAUUUCACUGUUUGUUCCAUGCAUGGAGAUAUGCCACAGAAGGAACGAGACAACAUAAUGAAAGAGUUUCGAUCCGGUGCAAGCCGUGUAUUAAUCACAACUGACGUAUGGGCAAGAGGAAUUGACGUUCAGCAAGUAUCCCUUGUUAUUAAUUAUGAUUUGCCAAACAAUCGUGAAUUGUACAUUCACAGAAUAGGCCGAUCUGGACGUUUCGGUCGCAAAGGUGUAUCUAUCAAUUUUGUGAAAACCGAUGACAUAAGGAUUCUGCGGGACAUUGAACAGUAUUACUCCACGCAGAUUGACGAGAUGCCGAUGAACGUGGCAGAUUUGAUAUAAGCACAAAUGAUCUAUAAUUAUGCCCCGAACAUGCCAAGUGCAACAGUUUUUUUUCGACAUCGCGGCUAGUCCUGUUGUUUUUACAUCGCCAAGUUGUUUAGCAAAAUUGGCUGUUAUUUUAUCGGGAACAGUACACGUGAUGACACACACACUUAUUUAGUAUUAGUUUAACUGAAAAACUUGUGACAUAUGUUAUAUUAUGUGUAAUUUAUGUCUAGCACAUAAACUCUUCAAGAACAAUAUAUAAAUAUAAUACGCGGAAAAAGACUUAUUGCCCUCC
This is a messenger RNA of Harpegnathos saltator (Jerdon's jumping ant), 1492 nucleotides long. Its product is annotated as eukaryotic initiation factor 4A-III. Gene Ontology annotation, molecular function: RNA helicase activity; ATP binding; nucleic acid binding. The coding region runs from base 1 to 1212 and encodes 403 amino acids. The transcript is spliced from 5 exons. The record is from RefSeq and is a predicted model, not a curated record. NCBI's taxonomy places the organism in Eukaryota, Metazoa, Arthropoda, Insecta, Hymenoptera, Formicidae.